CUGGCCCUUCAUCAGUGCGCGCAUCAGUUCAGCUUCGAUCAUGACGGACGAAACAACGCCACUCACCGCCGCCGUAGCCAGUGGCUCUGGUUAUGUGGCGCUGCCUCCUUAUCAAGGACCAGAACACGUAUUUCCAGGCGGUGUCUCACCGCGUUCGCGUCGCAGCAAAAUGAAACAGUUCCAGUGUUGCAUGGGAAUUACAUUCAUAGUCAUUGUGUUUGUCGCCUUGGGCCUGGCCCUGUUGUUCGACGACUCGCUCAGCAACACGGAUGGUGGUCCCAGCUUUUUCUUGGCUAUAAAUGGAACAGAGAUGGAGCUACCACCGACGACACCAAUUCCAGAUGAGCCGGAAGCGGAUUGGGCCCUAAAACAGGCGGCUGUCGAUCGUCAUGAGGAGGCUCGAUCAGUUGGCGUCGGCAUCAAGGCGCUGGGGGAUCGUGAGAUAUUGGAGGAAGGCCUACAGCCGAAUGAGGUCAACACGCCAGCGUUCCGGCACUAUCGUUCCCUGAGCACCAAUCCAGAGGCUCGGAAACUGGCCCGUCGUGGUUACGUAGAGAACCAGGCGACCAUGGACAUUGCCCGAAGAUUCAACUAUACCAAGCAGCCGGGUCGAAGUAAUAUUGGCUGGGGCCCACAGAUCGUGCUGCCGGAUCCCACUGUGCUCCGGUUGGACUGCGACUUCAAUGCCCGCUACAGGCGAUCUACUGGCGUCUGCAAUAACAAAGAGCAUCCGCGCACAUUUGGAGCCUCGAUGGUGCCCUACCGCCGCAUGGUGGCACCGGACUACUCCGAUGGCAUUGCAGCUCCCAGGACCAGUCACGAUGGACACCUGCCGCCGGCACGCCAAGUCUCCCUGAAGAUUCAUCGUUCCAGCUACGAGACGGACUCAAACUUCACCGUGAUGCUGGCGGUCUUCGGCCAGUUCAUGGACCACGAUAUCACCGCCACAUCGCUGACCACAUCCCAAGAGGGCGAGUCCAUCAACUGUUGUGCGGCAGCCACACGCGAACAGCACCCAGAGUGCUUUCCCGUGGAGAUACUCCCCGACGAUCCCUACUACAAGCGGUACAAUGUCACCUGCAUGAACUUUGUUCGCUCUGCGCCGGCGCCCAUGGGCAGAUUCGGGCCGAGGAUGCAGCUGAACCAGGCCACCGCUUUCAUUGAUGCCUCUGUGGUGUACGGCAAUCUGGAGCAGCGGCAGAACCAGCUUCGGAGCUUCAUCAACGGCACGUUGCGCAUGUUCCUAACUGACGACGGACGAGAGCUGCUUCCGAUCUCGUCCAAUCCGGCAGAUGGCUGCAAUCGCGUCCAGAUGACACGACAGGGCAAGUACUGCUUCGAGUCUGGCGACGAUAGGGCCAACGAGAAUCUGCUGCUCACCUCCAUGCACCUGCUUUGGGCCAGGCACCACAAUAAUCUGGCUCGAAGCCUGCACGAAGUGAAUCCCAACUGGGACGAUGAGCGGAUCUACCAGGAGGCUCGUAAGAUUGUCGGCGCACAGAUGGCCCACGUCACCUACAAUGAGUUCCUGCCGGUGCUGCUCGGCAGGAAUCUCACUCGGGUCAAGGGUCUGCUACCGGCCAGCCACAAUCUCGACGAGCCGGAUACCUACGAUCCCCAGGUGGAUCCCAGCAUUGCCAAUUGUUUUGCUGCGGCCGCCUUCCGGUUUGCCCACACCCUGCUGCCGGGUCUGUUCAAUGUUUCUCGGGACAAUAGUACGCCCGAGGCAAUAGAGCUGCACAAGAUGCUCUUCAAUCCUUUCUCGCUGUGGAAUGAACACGGCAUUGACCACGCCCUGAAUACAGCUGCCAAUACGCCAGUGAUGCGCGUGGAUCGCUUCUUCUCUCUGGAGGUCACCCAGAAACUGUUUGAAGGCAAUCCCGACGAUCCGGUUCCACUUUGCGGUCUGGACUUGGUCUCUCUGAACAUUCAGCGUGGUCGCGAUCAUGGUAUACCCGCCUAUCCGGUCUUCCGGCGUCACUGCCGCCUGCCCCCGGUGGACACCUGGGAGCAGAUGGCCCAGGCCGUUGACAACGCCACACUGGCGUCCAUCAAGCAGAUAUAUGAAUCCCCGCAGGAUGUGGAUGUCUAUACGGGAGCCGUCAGCGAGCCACCGCUCGAGGGUGCCAUCUUUGGUCCGCUGCUGAGCUGCAUGGUCUCCGACCAGUUCCUGCGCCUCAAGCUGGGCGACUCCCACUGGUACGAGCGGAAAAUGGGACCCCAGAGGUUCACCAAAGGACAACUGACGGAGAUCUACAAGACAAGUCUGGCCGCCAUCAUCUGCCGAAAUUCGGAUGGAAUAACGCGAAUUCGAGAGAGUGUCAUGGAGCGUCAUCGAGUGGAUGACAAUCGCUACGUCAACUGUCAGGAUUUGCCGGGCUUCAACUUGGAUCUCGAGGCCUGGUCAGAGGCCAAGCAGGCGCCAGAGCUCCACAGGACGAGUAUCAGUCGGGCGGACAAGGCGGUGCGGGUAAUAUCAAAGGAGUCGAAGAGAGCAAUCAAUGUCACGCUGGAUCCAGGAAGUGUUGGAAAUGUAUGAGGUUGAAUAGGAUCGGCUAAAAACCCAUUGUUGUAUGAAAAAAUGCCAAAUAAUUGUGAAAAUCCAAAACGAAUCUGCAGUUUCCGGGCAUUCCAUUCCGGACAGCGUCCUUUAGCUGCCCAGCAACAACAUCAUGAUAAGGCACUUCAAUUCCUAUUUACUUGCCUUUUAAAGUGCAUAUUACAUACUCGUAUAGUCGUGUCUAAUUGUACUUAUUAAAAAUAUAAAUUAAUAGCAAAUAAUGACAAUUAAAGUAAGCUUGUAAUCAAA
Molecule: messenger RNA, 2809 nt
Organism: Drosophila persimilis
Lineage: Eukaryota; Metazoa; Arthropoda; Insecta; Diptera; Drosophilidae
Gene: cd
Product: chorion peroxidase
Exons: 4
Coding region: 41-2539 (832 amino acids)
Biological process (GO): response to oxidative stress
Molecular function (GO): heme binding; peroxidase activity
Source: RefSeq, a predicted model, not a curated record